AUGGCUGGAACGACUUCUGUUGAGAUUCCUUUACACGAUUCCGAUGAGGUAAUCGAAUUGGAUUUCGAUCAACUUCCUGAUGGUGGUGAAUGCCUCGCAAUCCUGAAAGAAGAAAGACCCCAACUUCGUAUAUGGAAUGUUCUAGCUCAACAGUAUUACAAACUAGGAGAGCAAGAUGCUUUCUUGUCUAUGUUGGAAACUGCUACGACAGAAGCGACAAUGAGCUACGACGAUAGCGAUAAAGACUUGAUGACAACUUUAGAUAGUUUAGCCAACUACUACGUAGAAUUGGGCAAAAAAGCAAAUAAUAAAGAUCUAACGAGAGAUUAUUUUGCCAAGGCCGCUCAAUUGUUUGGUAAAGGCGACAAAAUUAUCAUGCAUCACGAGGGGCAUUUAGUAAGUCGUGGAUGUUUUUACCUGGCUGAUGGAAAAUUGGAACAAGCUGAAACACAAUUCAAUUUCGUUCUGACGCAAUUAAACAAGCAAAAUCCUCCAGCCUUAUUAGGCAAAGCUAGUAUACUUUUCAGUCGAAAGGAUUAUAACGGUGCUCUUAGCCUAUAUAAAGAAGUUUUAAAAUUAAAGCCGGAGACAUGUCGAGCUGAUGUUCGUCUAGGAAUUGGACAUUGCUAUGCAAAGCUAAACAAACUCAACUUGGCAAGGCGAGCAUUCGAAAGAGCAUUACAACUCGAUCCUAGAUGUGUUGGAGCGAUGGUUGCUUUAGCUGUUUUGGAACUGAACAAUAACAGGGCUGAAUCUAUUAGGAAUGGGGUUGAUUUAUUAUCACGUGCUUAUACAAUCGAUCAAACAAACGCUAUGGUGUUGAAUCACCUAGCCAACCAUUUCUUCUAUAAAAAAGAUUUUAAUAAAGUUCAACAUUUAGCUCUACAUGCUUUCCAUAGUACGAACGUCGAACCUAUCCAAGCCGAAAGCUGCUAUCAACUAGCUAGAGUUUUCCAUUCGAUGCAAGAUUACGAUCAAGCUUUUAAAUAUUAUUAUCAAGCUACUCAAUUUGCCGAUAGUAAUUACGUUUUACCACAUUUUGGUCUUGGCCAAUUAUAUCUUGCUCGUAAUGAUCCAACUAAUGCAGCUAGUUCAUUUGAAAAAGUACUUAAAGUCCAGAGUGAUAACUAUGAAAGUAUGAAAAUUUUAGGAUCUAUAUAUGCACGCUCUAAUAACGAAGAAAAGCGAGAAAGAGCUAAAAUUUUAUUACAAAAAGCAACCACUCAACAUCCUGACGACAUAGAAGCUUGGAUUGAAUUAGCAGGUAUACUAGAAGGUUCAGAUAUUCAAGGGGCACUUUCAGCAUAUGGUACAUCUUCACGACUUUUACAAGAGACUCUUGAAACCGAUACACCUCCAGAAAUAUUAAACAAUGUAGCCGCGUUACACUUCAAGUUAGGUAAUCUAUUAGAAGCUAUGAAAAACUUUAGUGCCGCAUUGGAACGAGCUAAAUUAGAAGCAAACGAAUCAACCGAAGGUUCAUCUUAUUUCAAUACUAUAUCAGUUACUAUAACAUAUAACGUCGCUCGUUUACACGAAGCAUUGUGUGAACAUGAUGAAGCAGAAAAGUUAUAUAAGCAAAUCCUUAAAGAUCAUCCUAAUUAUAUCGAUUGUUAUCUUCGAUUGGGAUGUAUGGCUCGCGAUAAGGGUCACUUUUAUGAAGCUUCAGAUUGGUACACCGAAGCACUUGUUAUAGAAAGGGAGCAUAAAGAUACAUGGUCUUUAAUUGGAAAUUUACACAUGAUGAAGCAAGAAUGGGGUCCGGCCCAGAAAAAGUACGAGCGUAUUUUAAAUCAAAACAAAGACGAUACUUACGGUCUUGUAGCUAUGGGAAAUAUAUGGUUACAGACAUUAUAUCAACCUACAAAGGACCCAGACAAGAAUAGACGUCAUCGCGAUCGCGCGUUGAGUCUAUAUAAGCAGGUAAUUCGACUCGAUCCACGAAAUAUUUAUGCCGCUAAUGGUAUCGGUGCCGUAUUAGCACAGAGUAGUUUUCAUCAAGAAUCUCGAGAAAUUUUUGCUCAGGUCCGCGAAGCUACUGCCGACAUGUUCGACGUAUGGCUAAAUCUCGCUCAUGUUUACACUGAACAGAAGCAAUAUUCGACAGCAAUUCAAAUGUAUCAGAACUGUAUCAAGAGGUUCGGAAAGAAUCAAAGUACGGAAGUACUGCUAUAUCUAGCUAGAGUAUUCUUUAAGGAUGGUAGAUUACAAAAUUGUAAAAGUGCUCUUGUUAAGGCCUGCCACGUUGCCCCGCAGGAAACUCUACUCUUGUUUGACGUUUGCUUAGUCUUACAGCGUAUAGCAACAGUUUCUCUAAAAGAUGAAAAUAGUAACCUCAAGGACGUUCAAGAAGCUGUUGAUCAACUAAAAUUAGCUCACAGAUACUUUACAUUUUUGAGUAAAGUCGGAGACAAAUCGAAAUUCGAUCUUAAUCAGGCUCAAUUGGAAGCACGCCAAUGUGUAGAUCUAUUAAGCCAGGCUAAGUAUCAUGUGUCCAGGGCAAAGAAGAAGCAAGAUGAAGAACUUGAAUUAAUUCGUAAGCAGGAGGAAGAACACCAAGCCUAUCUAGAGAAAAGAAAGGCUGAAGAGAUACAACGCCAAAAAGAAGAGGAAGUAAAGAACAAGUCCAUUAAUGAAAAACGUAGCCAAUUUAUUGAAGCGACCAAGAAACUCUUAGUUUUUGAAGCGGAUACUUCUAGUGCUGCGAAAAUUUCGGGUCGCCGAGCUAAGGUAUGA
Molecule: messenger RNA, 2736 nt
Organism: Trichoplax adhaerens
Lineage: Eukaryota; Metazoa; Placozoa; Uniplacotomia; Trichoplacea; Trichoplacidae
Exons: 18
Coding region: 1-2736 (911 amino acids)
Biological process (GO): RNA processing; regulation of DNA-templated transcription
Cellular component (GO): Cdc73/Paf1 complex
Molecular function (GO): RNA polymerase II complex binding
Source: RefSeq, a predicted model, not a curated record